AUGAUUCACCCAUUUGCUCUUGGGCUGAGCGGAUUGCUGACUUCCGCUGCGGUGUUGGGUGGUCACUUGCCUGCGGCUUUAUUUUUAGUGUACAUGGCACUAUUGCGAGGACCACGCGGGUCAACCUCACGUGUUGUUCUCUCUUUCAUUGCCCUGUUUGCCUCUCUGCAGCUUGCGGCGACACUGUUGGUGAAUGUCGUCGUCGCCGCCUCUGAUGUCUCGCGGGAGGCGAUAUUUAAAAAACACCGUAUCUUAAUAGAGUCUCUUGGGAUUUAUGAAGUAGGGGCUGGUGCGAAUGGCUGGAUAGUUGCAGGGGCCACGAUCCCAUCUGGAUUACUGUUGAUUUACGUUUUUAUGUUUUGGACUAAAUUAACGCAUCGUGUUCGUAUAAAUCAUAUACGACCAGUUUUGACAACAAUUUCUUGGGCUUUUGUGAGUGUUACAGCAGCGUUAAUAGCUCCAACUGUAUUGAGUGGAAUAUUACUUUUAGUUGGAAUGAUUGCCUUUGUGUGUAUUGCCUUGGGAGCAGAAAGAAUAUUAUUUGGAACAUCCGAUUGUCGUCUUUCUCUCUUUAUUCUCUAUAUAAGCUCUCUUUUUGGAAUAUUGGCCAGUUGUUUAAUUUUGGUGAUAACAUGUGUUUCUCAAAAUGCCAGCAUCGCUUACUUUUUGCGUCAUGUGAAUGCCAUGUAUGGUAUUUCUAAACUAUACAAUUUACCUUUAGAUAUUGCCAUUCGUCGUUUUAUACAAGUUUGUUUAAUGAUGACAUCUCUCUUUCUUGCACAGAUUGCUCUGGAGUGUCAAGGAGAGUUUGUGCAGCGGGAACGGGCAGAUGUGCCUUUCUUGCAUGAGAGAAGAAGAAAUCAUCAUUUACCCCGUAUUGGUCAACGAAUAUCUGUUCAUGUUAAUAUAGGAGCUAUCACUACUACUAAUACUAAUACUAAUACUAAUACUAUUAGUAGUGGACGUCCAUCUAGACAUCUCCGAACAACACAAAGUUCAUUAAGUAGUAGUCAUAAUGGAGUUGUUAUGAUAAUGGAGCGUAUUAGUAUGGCGUUUGAAAGUGUUGGUAUUUGGAUUAUACGAACACUUCUCGCCAGUUCACGUUUACUACCUUUAGCCCUCAUGGCCGCUAAUAUGAUUGCCUUUCCGACGAUAGUUUCACUAAGUAUGCUUCCCACUAUGAUGGCUGGUCAAUUGAUGCGACGACAAUCUUUUGCCAUUCUUCUUCGCCCAACACUUGUUCUUUCUUUUCUUCUUGUGUUAUUACAGUUUAUUGUGUUGGCUACAAGGGAGGUACAGCCAAUUCUCAUGCAACAUCUUUUAUUAAGUGAUGAAAAUAGAUGGGCAUCUUUGGUUCAGGUGAUUUGUAAUGAAAUUAUAUUUCUCUCUAUCGUUACAGCGGAUGUGGUGAUUAGACAUCAGUCACGUUUUAAGAUUUCAGAAGAGAAUCAUGAUGAUGAUAAUGAUAACGAUAAUACUACUAAUGAUAAUGAUAAUGAUAAUAAUAAUGAGGAUGAUGAUAUCGUUUCAUCCUCAGAAUUACCAUUACCACUAAGUGAGGAAGGAGAAAAAGAAGCCGUAGCAACAGCAGAAGAAGAGGCACCAUUACCAUGGACUGUACGGGAGAGAGUUGAAAAUAAUUUAUUUAAAGGAGAAAAUGAAGAAAACAUUUACAGCAAUCAUAAUAGUAACAGAAAUAGCAGUCGUUACAGCCACAAGAUUAAUAAUAAUAAUAAUAAUAAUAAUAAUAAUAAUAAUAAUAAUAAUAAUAAUAAUAAUAAUAAUGAGUUAUUGGAAUAUGUUGCUGGUAAUGGUAUUCAGAGAUCGGCCACACAUGUACUUGGUGAACAGCGUGUGGGAGAACUACUUUCAUAUAUAUCACAAGGUCAUUUUCAAACGCAGGAGAAAUUUGAGGAUUUAUUUUUUCGUCUUGUCGGCCGCUAUCCUCUUGCUGAAGAAGAACGUUUACUUUGCAAGGAUAGAAUUGGUGAUGCUAUUUUAAAAGAAAAAUUACAAGAAUCCAGACAGUCUCUUUUAACACAUUAUAUGCAUUGGAUAGGAGUAUUAUUUAUGAACCAUGCGGUUGUUAUUGCAUUACUAAUGCUGUAUAUAGUGGGUUCAUUUACUUAUCAUAUGGAUAUUUUUCAUGCCGUUGUACUUCUACUUUUUAUUCUUUACUUUUUCUUACCAGAUGUAAUCGAUACAAAGUGGGUACCUGUGGUAAUAUAUUUAAUGUUAUUAGCCUCUUUUGAACUUGUAUUUACCUUUGUGAGUCAAUUCUUUACUUUACCUAUAUAUGUAAUGGGUAGUCCAAUCAGCUAUGCAACGAUUGGGUUUGUACCUCUACGAUCUCGCUAUGAAGGAAUUCCUUAUUUGGUAGCGGUAUUCAUGAUGUCUUUUUUAUUUAUGCGAGUACGUGUUUGUCGUUCAUGGGGAGUGGUGAUAUCAUUAUAUGAAUGGAAUCAAUUUUGUCAAUGCACAGCAGCGAAGGAAUGGUCUAUGCGCAUUACAGCCACCGUCACAACCGCCGUCUUUGUGGCUCUUGGUGUAUUUCUACCGCGAUCUAUUAUUGUUGAGGGAUUUCUUGCCCUUGUGCUUCUUCUAGUAACGACAGUUGCCUUUUUUGGUUUAUCUAGUAAAUUACUACAUGCACUUUGGCUUUUAGCUUCUGUAUAUAGUUUUAUGGUUGUAUGCACCACCUCCUUAUGUCAAUUUACACAAUUAUCAUCUUUACUACAAAUAUAUAUAUUUGAUCGGCUUUGUGGGAGUUCCAAUCACUGUGAAGAAGAGAUUGGAUUAUAUCCGGCAGAUGGAGAAUUGCUGCUGGUAUUUUUUCUCGCUCCUUGGUUUUUGGCCUUUGCAACGACAGUACCGCACCUCACCGCAAAAGAUCCCAUUCAUAAUGAACAUCAAUAUAUAGAAAAUGAUGAAACGGAGAGGAAUAUCACAGAGAAUCGCUAUCUACAAAGAGAAGAGGAAAGAGAAGAAGAAGAGAGAGAAGAAGAAGAAGAAAGAGCAUAUAAAGAGCAUAUAGAUACAUAUAUGAUAGUAAGACGUUUAUCCUCCCUACCAUUUGGAACAGAUGAUCAACGUUUUCUACGACAUUUUGGACAGUUUCUGGCAGCAAUGAAUACAUUAGGUUCAUGGAUUACUACAUUUGGGGCAGAUUACGGUAAAAUAUUAGUUUGGAUAGCACUAUUUAUUGCCGCCUCACGUCGUCUCACUGCUAUGAGUGCUGUUUAUAUGAUUUUCUUUAUUCUAAACUUUACACAUAUCUCUGUAUUAAUUUAUUGUAUUCUACAUAUAGUGACUCUCUACACAUAUAAAUUUUCGUUUGUACCAGAGAUCACAUAUGAGUUUCAUGGUAUACGAUUAGCGGAAUUAAUUGGACUCAAUAAAGGUGGUGAUGCCUCUCCUUUUACACAAGUUGUUGGACCUGUACUUGUUUUCUUUGCUGUAUUAUUUUAUAUUAAUACUCGAGGUGCGAAUAAAAAUAUUAGACGAUUGCAACGUACAGAAGGACCAGAGAGUUCUAGUUGGAAAACUGUUCUCUGUACACAGUUAUUUUUCUACGCCGGUUAUGAAGGUUUUGUCUUGACCUUACUUAUUCUUCUUGCUCUCUCUGGGGAUUCAUGUACAGGAGUUUUAAUAGCUUUUGCGCUAUUGAUUGUAUUAACAUCUGGAAGGGAAAGAUUUCAUUUCCGAAGUCUUUCCUUUUUAUUUUUGUUAAUAUUAUCACUUACACUUCUUUGGCAAUAUGCACUGGAACUGAAUGCGGCGAGAAAUUUAUUUCCUACUGUAAAUGAGGCAAGAAAUAAUAAAAUAGAAAAAGAUGUUUGGAGUCGUUGGGCAUUUACUUCUCAUAAAAGUAUAUUAAUCGGUAAUUUCAUAGCAGUUAUGUUACUACACAUAAAUCGUGAACAAUCUGGUGAUAUGCAUGUAUACUUUUCACUUAUUCGUUCUCAAUUUAAUGGAUAUAGUACACUUAUUCAAUAUAUUCAAAGUGCAUCGGUAAAAUCUUUACAACGAUUACCGCAAGAAACGUUUGAUCGUGUGGUUCCAAACUUUAUGGAAUCUUCUCCACCGAGUCUUCUUGGUAGUAUCACCACAGUUGUUAUUUUUGCAUUUUCUUAUUUAUAUCCAGUUGCCAUCUUUUCCUUUGCGGCGGGUGUGGCCUCUGAACCAUCUCUCAUCAAUCUCACACUCUUAUUAGGUGGUUUACUGCAGGUCUCCCGAUUUGAAUUACUCCAUUGGAAAUUCUUUCGCCUCUGGCCUCCCAUCUCAACAGCGUAUACUUUACUUAUUUAUCUCCCGCCUCUUUGCAAUGCCCCUUAUAUUCGACAAUUCCUACAAGAUGCACAACAACGAAAUCUCAUGGAGGUGAUUGGUCUUAUUGAUCACAAUGCCGUUCUUUUUCACUUUACACCUCUGCACAUUUUACUGCUUCUCUGCGUUACUCUGCAAACACGUGUGUAUAGUGACUUCCGCUACAGUAAAGUCCUGCGGCGACUCUAUCGACAUACGUACAUGCGGCAGGAACGGCAUGAACGGCUCUGGCGCUGGCUGGCGGAAAAGUACGCGGGCGAACAAAAACAAGUGGACGAGCGGCGGCGGGAAUUACAAAUGAAACUGCAGGAAGUGCGGCGAACACUACAAACAGCGGAUGGGGCUUGGCGACCAGAGAAUAUUCCACGCGAACGAACACUCGCAGAGGCCUCUCAGGGAAGUCGUAGAGGUCUGCGAAGACGGUAUAUACAUAAGGAAGAUGAAGAGGAGAAAAAGAAGAAGAAUGAUGAGAAGACGAAUAAUAAUAAGAAUAAUAAGAAUAAUAAGAAUAAUAAGAACAGUGCUAGUGCUUAUGAGGAGGAGGAGGAGGGAGAGGCCUCUCAAAAGAGGCAAUUGCAGGAACAACAAGAGGAUGAAAAAGAAAAGGCAUUAUCUAAUAUUAGCUUUAAAAGUUCAUUUACAUUAACAGAUAAACGUACAAAACGUGGAGAAGAUUUUAAAGCCUCUAUGAACUCUAUGAUUCAUUCAUGGGUAAUAACAUUUACAGAUUGGUUAGCUCUUCACACGUAUGAACCACAUAAAUACACGGCUGCACAUUAUAAAGGUUUGUAUAGACGUCUCUUUUAUGUAACUAUUAGAGCUAUGGAAAGACACACCGCCAUGGUGACGCUUGUAGUAACGAUGAUUAACUUUAUGCUUACACAUUGUUUAUGGGAACUCGUGCCGUUUUGUAUUAUUCUUGUGAUUGCAAAUACAUACAACCCAUUUCCCCCAAAGUUUCUCUUUACAUUUCUUUCUUUCUAUGUGGCAUUUGGAAUUCUUAUAAAAGCACUUGUGGGUAUGACUAUAUCACGACUUCCCUAUUCCCCAGAGUUACUUAAAUUCUUAUCAUGUACUAUUCUUCACAUCUCUGAAGGGAAAUAUUGGGAAGAACAAAUUGGAUAUUCAUAUGUGAUGAUGGACUUUAUUGUGUAUGCUGUAUUGUUAAUGCAUCAGGAUAUUUGCUUAUCUAAUGGUGUUUAUUGUAGAAAAGAUAUUCUUGCAAGUCGGGGAGACGUGGAGACGGUUUUACCGAAUACACUCGAGCAGGACACCAUAACGAAUAAUAUCUCUACAAAUAAGGAAAUAGAAGAAGAAGAAGAAGAAGAAGAAGGAACAAAGAUAACUCAAGCUGUUUCUUCUUUAUCUACUCUUCCUCCUUCUCCUUUCUUUGCUGCUCCGGUUGAGGAGAGAGUAUCUAGAGAAAGAGAAAGAGAAGAGAAUGCCUUAGCUUCCACCGAUUCCCGUAUGCAUAUUGUUGGACAACAUGUUAUCACAAUGAAUUUAAAACUUCGAUCAGUUGUUUGUGAUUUUGUGCAAAACGCCAUUACAACUCCCGGUACUGGACGUGAUUGGUAUGUUCUUUCUUUUCUCGUGGAGAUAAUUGCAUUGAUAACGUUUAUCUUUGGAUAUAAUAAAAUGACUGAUGGAGCUGAUGGUUCUAUUCAGGAAAGUGUUAAACGAAAUCUUCUUCCUGGACCUCUUGUUAUUAUUGUUUUGGUUUCCAUUCUUUUUCUCAUUGCCGAUCGUAUGUUGUAUGUAAUGCGAAGUGCAACUUGGAAACUCUUGUUAAAUACAGUUUGUGGAAUUACAUAUUGUGUUUGUUAUUUAUUAUGGGGAAAUCUUGUAGAUGUUCAAUCUCGUGUGGUGGGAAAUGUAUUCUUUGUAUUAAAAAUAUUGGCUCUCACUAUUUCCGUUCUUCAAGUACGUAUUGGAUAUCCCAUUCAUCGUCGACAUGAUCCCUUUACCUGUACAAAGGGAAACUCUCAAAUUGUAUCUAUUUUUUAUAGUAUUUAUCGUAUUAUACCGUUUCUCUGGGAUUUACGGGUAUUAACAGACUGGACAGUCGAGCGUACAGCACUUCGGCUUGGGAAUUAUUUAAAGAUUGAAGAUCUGCAUGAUAUUGUUUAUAAUCGAUGGGUUGAAAUUUACAUGGCACGCGAACAACAACCCGUUCUUGGGACGAGAGUACUCCGUUCCGCAAAACUCAUAGAUGGUGUCUUAUCACUGGCUAUUAUUGUGGUGGCUCUCAUGGCCCCAUUGGUAUAUUACUCCACCUUUAAUCCUUCUAUUCAAUCUAAUGGGAUUACACAAAUGCGUGUGAGUCUUUCACUUAUGUCUUCUCAACAUUUUUAUGCCUCUACAGUUUUCACUGCAACUCCAUAUCCAGAUGAAUGGAGAUUAUGGUUAGCUCGAACACGUCCAUCCCUUGCUCAAGAAGGAAUGAUAGAUGAUAAAAGGACCUUGCAAUUGAUUGAUACGAGUUCAUGUAGUAGUGAAUUAUGGCCAAUAAGUCCACAGGCGUUUAGACAACUACAAUCACAACUAACGGAAGUAAUGGAAAAUAAAACCAUUAUGUAUAUGUUUCAAUCUUUUGAACUCUCACGUAUGCAUUCUUCAAGUACUUUAACCUAUACAAAUCGAUGGAAAAUUCCAUGGAAUACGGCUCGUGAUAUUCAAGAGAUGUUAAAUAAUGUCUCUACUAAUGAAACCAAUUAUGUUGAAUUGAAGAAUUUCUACUCACCUUUUAUUUUUAAUCGACCAGAUGGUGUUAAAAUGUAUGAUUUUGCAAAUGGUAAAAAUGCCAUGGAUUGUACGAUUCUACUUCGUCGUGAAGUGGAUCCAUUAAUAAACGAUACCGUACGAUAUUGGUGUUUGAAGUGUCAAUCACUCUUUACCAGUGGGAAUAUCCCAUACGAUAACACCACCCUCUUCCCAGAGUGGAAUUGUCUCACCACCGGUGAGGAUUGUGAGGAGUACAAUUAUGAGAAACCAAAUAGAGAUGAGGCAUACAAUCCUGUUCCAAUGUAUUACGUGAUAUUAUCAGAUCCAACUGCGGGUGGAGUGCCAUUCCUGGAAGGUAUAGGAAUAAUUGCACUCUACACAACUUUUGUGCUGGCGCUUGGUAGAAUGUUUAGAGGAAUGUAUGCAAAUAAGGCAAAGAAUGUCAUUCUAACGGAUAUGGCAGAUCCCACACCAGUAGCACAGUUAAUAGAUUACAUCUCUAUUGCAAGAGAAUGUGGAGAUAUGCGGCUUGAGCAAUCUGUGUACUUUGAACUCAUUGAUCUCUUGCGAUCACCUGAACGAUUACUGCGGCUUACGGGGUUUAACAGGCGUAUGUAUGAUGCCGAUACGGAUAUGAUCUUAUCGCCAUCACCUGCAGCCGCACUGCAGUACAGUAGUGCUGGUGCUGGUGGUGUUGAGUCGGAUGGAAAUGGCAAUCCAAAUAAUAUGAACAGUAGUCCUGAUAGCAACAAUCAUAAUAAUAAUAAUAAUAAUAAUAAUAAUAAUAAUAAUAAUCAACAAGAACAAGAAGAGGUGCAACAGGGUCAGUUUUCUAAUGAUAAUCAUAAUAAUCAUAAUAAUGUGCCCAUCGCUAGUAAUGCUAAUGCUGAUAACAAUAAUAAUAAUUAUUAUUUAUCAGAGCGUGGUGAUGAUAGUGCACAGGAACCGGAGACUAGAAGGUCGGAUAAUCAUCGGAAGGACGAUUAA
Trypanosoma theileri is the source of this 8037-nucleotide messenger RNA. RefSeq lists its product as uncharacterized. Bases 1 to 8037 code for a protein of 2678 amino acids. Gene Ontology annotation, cellular component: membrane. NCBI's taxonomy places the organism in Eukaryota, Euglenozoa, Kinetoplastea, Trypanosomatida, Trypanosomatidae. The record is from RefSeq and is a predicted model, not a curated record. Gene Ontology annotation, molecular function: monoatomic cation channel activity; mechanosensitive monoatomic ion channel activity. The transcript has a single exon. Gene Ontology annotation, biological process: cellular response to mechanical stimulus; regulation of membrane potential; detection of mechanical stimulus.